Arachis stenosperma is the source of this 591-nucleotide messenger RNA. RefSeq lists its product as uncharacterized. Bases 1 to 591 code for a protein of 196 amino acids. The record is from RefSeq and is a predicted model, not a curated record. The transcript has 2 exons. Lineage: Eukaryota; Viridiplantae; Streptophyta; Magnoliopsida; Fabales; Fabaceae. Gene Ontology annotation, molecular function: nucleic acid binding.
AUGGAGGGUCACAUUUCUGCAACAAACAACUGGAAGCACUCCUUCUCAGAUAUGGAGUCAAACACAAAGUGCUUAGUAAAGGACUGGUCUAGGAAGCUAGACGAUGCUCUAUGGGCCUACAGGACAGCCUUCAAGACCCCCAUUGGGAUGUUACCAUACCAACUAGUAUUUGGCAAGGCUUGCCACUUUCCAGUUGAACUAGAGCAUAGAGCCUUCUGGGCUCUAAAACUACUAAAUUUUGAUGAGCAAGCUAUAGGAGAAAAGAGAUUGAUGCAACUCAAUGAACUGGAAGAGUUUAGAAAUCAAGCAUAUGAUAAUGCGAAAAUCUACAAAGAGAACACAAAAAGGUGGCAUGACCAAAAGAUAGCAAGAAGGGAGUUCACUGAAGGACAGAAGGUGUUACUCUACAACUCAAGACUCAAGUUCUUCCCUGGAAAACUUAAGUCUCGAUGGUCAGGACCUUUCACCAUACUCAAAGUGUUUCCUUAUGGUCAUGUGGAGCUCAUGGAAGACAAGACUCAGAGAACUUUUCUGUCAAUGGUCAUAGACUCAAACAUUACUUGGGAGGCUCCUUGGAGGAGCAGAGAGUGA